UUUUUUAAAUAAAAUCACACGUUUACUUUAUUGCAUGAACAGUCGCCGUGUAAAAACUGAGGCCUCAGUAUCAGCGCGCUUAAUAUGAAUUUCUUAAUAUUUACUAUAUUUUUAAUAGUAUACAUUUUCAACGCUGCCGCCCAGCCUUGUAUACCGCUAGCCGAUUCUACAUGCACCGAAGCAGCUAAUUCAGGCACAACUGGACCCGGUUGUUUGGCAGGCACUAGAUGGUCGUACGAUGCAACAACCAGGCAAUGUACUGCCUUUACUUAUCAAGGCUGUGGUGGAAAUACGAAUCGUUAUUGUUCGCGUGUGGUGUGUGAACGCAGAUGUGCUGCCCCUCCGAGAGUUGUUGUUGGUUGAAUAAAGAAAUGCUUAAACUUUGCUUAUAAAUGUACUUGCCUUCGACACUCAUAUUAGCUCAUACUAAGUAUCUGUAGCAAAAUUACUUAUUUAGUGAAACCCGAGAAUUGAAAUGUUCUCUCAUUACUAAAUCUUUUCAAUUGACACUAUUUUCCUAUCUCAUAAAAUACACGUUAUCUAAACUGAUCGGAAAAAUCCA
Messenger RNA from Bactrocera oleae (olive fruit fly), 562 nucleotides. NCBI's taxonomy places the organism in Eukaryota, Metazoa, Arthropoda, Insecta, Diptera, Tephritidae. The record is from RefSeq and is a predicted model, not a curated record.